Drosophila hydei is the source of this 3262-nucleotide messenger RNA. RefSeq names its product kinesin-associated protein 3 (gene Kap3). Lineage: Eukaryota; Metazoa; Arthropoda; Insecta; Diptera; Drosophilidae. The transcript has 9 exons. Gene Ontology annotation, biological process: microtubule-based movement; cilium organization. Bases 41 to 3106 code for a protein of 1021 amino acids. Gene Ontology annotation, molecular function: kinesin binding. The record is from RefSeq and is a predicted model, not a curated record. Gene Ontology annotation, cellular component: kinesin II complex; axoneme; ciliary transition zone.
CUUCCCUAACUCAUUGUCAUAUUUCGUAUCGGGAAAACGAAUGCAAUUGCUUUUUUUUCUAUUCUUUCAAGUAACAUCGGGACUUGUUCUGCUUAUUAUUAUUAUUCAUUAUAUUUAUUACAUAAUAAACGCUUUUGUGGGUGACUUUCGUAUCACAACCGGGCCUCGAAGAACGAACACAACGUUAAUAUCAUCUAUAACACUUAAAAAACCAUCGAGCAGCCCGCUUGUAACUGAAAUAGAAUUACAAAAAAAAGUGCCUGUGUUUUUUUUUAAGUAUUGUAAAAUUUUUUCGAGCGCAGAAGCAAUGCAAACAAAUGAUGAUGCAAAAUUUAUUAAAAAACGCUGGAAAGGUGGCUGUAUUGAACCGCAUCCAACUGAUAAGGCACUAAUAGUCAAUUAUCAGCUCGAGGCCACCGUGUUUGGAGAACCCAACAACCCCAUGAUUGAGGAGAAAAAGCAUUGCCAAAAAAUCAUACGCCUACGUUCGUUGAAUACGAAAACUAAUCCAACUGUGUUGGCUCGGGAAGUGGUAGAUAAAUGUGAACUUAUACAUAAGUCACAGCUGAAUGAAGUGGAGCAAAUUAUAUUCUAUCUAAAAAAUCGUAAAGAUAAUGCUAGCAAUGAUAAUCCACAUUCAAGCAAUCGUAAGUCUUCGACUAUACAGACAUCUUAUAUGCGGUCUUCAGCACGGCCAUAUAACAAUGUGGCGGCCAUAUCAAGUAACACUUUAGGAUUGGGCUCAACUGGUAACACAACAAAAGCCAAAUCAACGGCGGAUGUGACCAUUAACAACAUUGACGAGUAUGUGGAACUGCUCUACGAGGAGCUCAGCGAGCGAGUACGUGGUUCAGCUAUGAUUCUGCAGAUAGCUCGCAAUCCCGAUAAUCUGGAAGAGUUAGAAAAAAAUGAUGCCUGCCUCAGUGCGUUAGCUCGCGUGCUCCGUGAAGAUUGGCGUAAAAGCUUGGAUUUGUCCACAAACAUAAUUUAUAUUUUUUUUUGUUUUUCAACUUACACAAAAUUUCAUCCUCUUAUUGUGCAGUACAAGAUAGGAUCGUUAUGUAUGGAUGUCAUCGACUUUGAGUUGCGUCGUUACGAUACCAUGCGUAAUGAGUUGGAUGUCCGUAAGCAGCCCAGUAGCUCCACUCCAUCAGAGAAUGCCGGUAAAGAUAUGCUGAAUCGUAGUACGGAAGAUUCUUUGGAUAUUAUGAAAGAAGAAAAACCAAUAGACAUGGAACCGCCCCGUCGGAGAAUACCAGAAUUAAAGCAACGCCCAAAGUCAGGUAAUUGGAGUAGCUUUCAUGGAACAAUGUCAUCUUCGCUUAUGAGAAAUCAAAUGCUAAACAACAGUUAUCAUGAGGCGCUGUAUUCUGGAGCUAAUUCAAAUGCAAAUGCAUUAGAAAGCGUUUAUCCGAUUGAGGUAAAAGCGCAAAGCAUCGAUUCAUUAGAUCAAAACGAUCCUAAAAUGAAAAAAGAGGAAAUUGAUCGACUUAACAAACAACUUAAAAUAUUUGCCAAGAAACAGGAACAGUUACUUCGUGUUGCAUUUUAUCUGUUGCUUAACAUGGCCGAGAAUGUAAAGCUUGAGGAAAAAAUGAGACGAAAGAACAUUGUUAGGAUGCUUGUAAAGGCACUUGACCGACAGAACAUAGACUUGCUUAUGUUGAUCAGCACGUUUCUUAAAAAGCUUUCUAUUGUUGACGAAAACAAGGAUGAGAUGCUCGUCUUAAACGUAGUCCAGAAACUACCACGGUUAUUUCAAAAUCCGCAUACAGAUUUGGUACAAGUCACUCUCAAACUAGUAUUCAAUUUAUCGUUUGAUGCGACUCUGCGCCUUAAAAUGGUUGCAGCUGGCUAUCUACCUAUGCUAGUUAUGCUUAUCAAUGACGAAAAGCAUCACGGCGUUGCAGUUAAGAUACUCUAUCAUAUGAGCCUUGACGAUAGGGUCAAGUCUAUGUUUAUGCAUACGGAGUGCGUACAAAUGGCCACAGAUGCUAUAAUAUUGAAUCUUAAUGUUAAAGUUGAUCUGGAUCUUAUAGCUCUUUGUAUAAAUUUGUCAUUAAACCGACGCAAUGCACAAAUUAUGGUUGAAGGUCGACGUCUGCACAGUCUAAUGGAUCGAGCUUUCAAGUACCAGGAUGCCCUGUUGAUGAAACUAUUACGCAAUCUUUCACAACAUGAAUCGCUGCAAAUACAAUACAUAGACUAUGUAGGGGAUCUUGCGCGUAUACUGACGAUUUGUGAAGAUGAAUCUUUUAUUGUUGAGUGUUUAGGUUUAUUAGGAAACUUAGCACUAACUGAUCUAGAUUAUUCGCAAAUACUGCAGAAUUUUCAGCUAAUAUCUUGGAUACGGAAAGUGCUUGUACCCUGCGCAAGACUUGACGAUAUUGUUCUUGAUACUAUAGUUUAUCUUGGAACAUGUGCAUGUGAUGAGCUUUGUGCGCUCCUUUUCUGUCGCGCAAAGGUCGUGAUUUCACUAAUUGAGCUAUUAAAGGCCAAGCAAGAGGAUGAUGAGAUUGUCCUACAAAUCAUUUUUGUGUUCCAGCAGAUAUUGCGACACGAAAGCACACGGGAGUAUAUGAUUAAGGAAACUGAGUCGCCUGCCUAUCUUAUUGAUCUUAUGCAUGACAAAAAUGAAGAAAUUAGAAAAGUGUGUGAUUAUUGUCUAGAUAUAAUUGCGAUUAGCGACAGCGAGUGGGCCAGGCGUAUUAAACUAGAAAAGUUUCGAAAUCAUAACUCCCAAUGGCUGUGUAUGGUAGAGUCACAGCAGGAACGCGAUAGUGAGCAAGACUACACAGAUAAUAAUGAUAAUGACGUAAACACGUUUAUACGAUCCGAGUACUUAGACAAUUGCGAUCUAUAUAAUAUAAACGAUCACGAUAUCGACAGUAACAGCAACAAUAGUAACCCGUUAGAAAGUUCCGUGAAUUCCACUUAUAGUAGGCCUGUAAGUACAUUUCGUCGUAGCCAAGAUCUUGAUGAAAUGUACAACAUGCCAUCUAGCUCCAAAUCUCAAUGUUCCAGUCAGGGUUGCAAUGAUAGCAUUUAUAUCAUUAAGUCAAAUAUGUCAUCACACGCUGACGCCCUACAUGAUAAGCUAUUAUAGUCAGAAAUAACAUGACUUUAUUUACAGCGCCGAGUUUGACAACAUUGUCAUUAAAAAAUAUUGCGAUUUAAUUUUAGAGCAUUCAUAUGCAUAAGUUAUCUUAUAUGUGUAUUCUUAACCUAUUUAUUGUAAUACAUAUAAACUAUCUACUUUCUU